Molecule: messenger RNA, 12470 nt
Organism: Symphalangus syndactylus (siamang)
Lineage: Eukaryota; Metazoa; Chordata; Mammalia; Primates; Hylobatidae
Gene: ADAMTS5
Product: ADAM metallopeptidase with thrombospondin type 1 motif 5
Biological process (GO): extracellular matrix organization; proteolysis
Molecular function (GO): zinc ion binding; metalloendopeptidase activity
Source: RefSeq, a predicted model, not a curated record
GACUUGAAACGUCUCAAUAACUUUAACCAAAACACCCGUUCAGGAGAUGAGGAUGGCAUGCCGCUAUAAAUUCAUUGUUCCACCUCCUCGCAUCUUCACAGCGCUCGCGCUGCUCUCGGCGCUCGCAGCGGCCGACUGGGGAUGACGGCGGGCAGGAAGACACCGCAGCUGAAGGGACACAGACACGCCGCUUCACCAGCUCGCCUCAGGCUGCCCCCUGCAUUUUCGUUUUAAUUUUUAUGGUUUUUUCCCCUCUCUUUCUUCCCUUCCUCCUGGUCCCAGCAGAGCCAAGGAAACCCACAAAAUAAGAAAGGAAGUGGGCCCCGGAGCUUGGAACCUCCGCAGCCGGCUUGUCCAGCGCAGCGCGGGGGCGGGAGGCUGCGCGCACCAGUUGCCAGCCGGGUGCGCGGUACCUGGCCUUACUUUUCUUGAAACAGCGAUCGUGCCUGCAUUUGGUGGUCUUUUUGUUUUUGUUUUUUUUCCUUUUCCCGUAUUUGCUGAAUCUCCACUAUCCGACUUUUUUUUUUUUUAAAUCUUUUCUUUCUUUCUUUCUUUCUUUUUUUUCCUCCUCCUCUUUCUGGAGCACGAAUCCAAACAUUUUCCCAAGCAACAAAGAAAAGUUCGCACGCUGGCACCGCAGCCGGGACAGGCUGGCGCUGCUGCCGGGCCCCCCUCCCUCCGACACUUGACUCAAUCCUGCAAGCAAGUGUGUGUGUGUCCCCAUCCCCCGCCCCGUUAACUUCAUAGCAAAUAACAAAUACCCAUAAAGUCCCAGUCGCGCAGCCCCUCCCCGCGGGCAGCGCACUAUGCUGCUCGGGUGGGCGUCCCUGCUGCUGUGCGCGUUCCGCCUGCCCCUGGCCGCGGCCGGCCCCGCCGCGGCACCUGCCCAGGAUAAAGCCGGGCAGCCUCCGACUGCUGCAGCAGCCGCCCAGCCCCGCCGGCGGCAGGGGGAGGAGGUGCAGGAGCGGGCCGAGCCUCCCGGCCACCCGCACCCCCUGGCGCAGCGGCGCAGGAGCAAGGGGCUCGUGCAGAACAUCGACCAACUCUACUCCGGCGGCGGCAAGGUGGGCUACCUCGUCUACGCGGGCGGCCGGAGGUUCCUCUUGGACCUGGAGCGAGAUGGUUCGGUGGGCAUUGCUGGCUUCGUGCCCGCAGGAGGCGGGACGAGUGCGCCCUGGCGCCACCGGAGCCACUGCUUCUAUCGGGGCACAGUGGACGGUAGUCCCCGCUCUCUGGCUGUCUUUGACCUCUGUGGGGGUCUCGACGGCUUCUUCGCGGUCAAGCACGCGCGCUACACCCUAAAGCCGCUGCUGCGCGGACCCUGGGCGGAGGAGGAAACGGGGCGCGUGUAUGGGGAUGGGUCCGCACGGAUCCUGCACGUCUACACCCGCGAGGGCUUCAGCUUCGAGGCCCUGCCGCCGCGCGCCAGCUGCGAAACCCCCGUGUCCACGCCGGAGCCCCACGAGCAUCCUCCGGCACACACCAACCCGAGCGGACGCGCAGCACUGGCCUCACAGCUCUUGGACCAGUCCGCUCUCUCGCCCGCUGGGGGCUCAGGACCGCAGACGUGGUGGCGGCGGCGGCGCCGCUCCAUCUCCCGGGCCCGCCAGGUGGAGCUGCUUCUGGUGGCUGACGCGUCCAUGGCGCGGUUGUAUGGCCGGGGCCUGCAGCAUUACUUGCUGACCCUGGCCUCCAUCGCCAAUAGGCUGUACAGCCAUGCUAGCAUCGAGAACCACAUCCGCCUGGCCGUGGUGAAGGUGGUGGUGCUAGGCGACAAGGACAAGAGCCUGGAGGUGAGCAAGAACGCGGCCACCACACUCAAGAACUUUUGCAAGUGGCAGCACCAACACAACCAGCUGGGAGAUGACCAUGAGGAGCACUACGACGCAGCUAUCCUGUUUACUCGGGAGGAUUUAUGUGGGCAUCAUUCAUGUGACACCCUGGGAAUGGCAGACGUUGGGACCAUAUGUUCUCCAGAGCGCAGCUGUGCUGUGAUUGAAGACGAUGGCCUCCAUGCAGCUUUCACUGUGGCUCACGAAAUCGGACAUCUACUUGGCCUCUCCCAUGACGAUUCCAAAUUCUGUGAAGAGACCUUUGGUUCCACAGAAGAUAAGCGCUUAAUGUCUUCCAUCCUUACCAGCAUUGAUGCGUCUAAGCCCUGGUCCAAAUGCACUUCAGCCACCAUCACAGAAUUCCUGGAUGAUGGCCAUGGUAACUGUUUGCUGGACCUACCACGAAAGCAGAUCCUGGGCCCCGAAGAACUCCCAGGACAGACCUACGAUGCCACCCAGCAGUGCAACCUGACAUUCGGGCCCGAGUACUCUGUGUGUCCCGGCAUGGAUGUCUGCGCUCGCCUGUGGUGUGCCGUGGUACGCCAGGGCCAGAUGGUCUGUCUGACCAAGAAGCUGCCUGCCGUGGAAGGGACGCCUUGUGGAAAGGGGAGAAUCUGCCUGCAGGGCAAAUGUGUGGACAAAACCAAGAAAAAAUAUUAUUCAACGUCAAGCCAUGGCAACUGGGGAUCUUGGGGAUCCUGGGGCCAGUGUUCUCGCUCAUGUGGAGGAGGAGUGCAGUUUGCCUAUCGUCACUGUAAUAACCCUGCUCCCAGAAACAACGGACGCUACUGCACAGGGAAGAGGGCCAUCUACCGCUCCUGCAGUCUCAUGCCCUGCCCACCUAAUGGUAAAUCAUUUCGUCAUGAACAGUGUGAGGCCAAAAAUGGCUAUCAGUCUGACGCAAAAGGAGUCAAAACUUUUGUGGAAUGGGUUCCCAAAUACGCAGGCGUCCUGCCAGCGGAUGUGUGCAAGCUGACCUGCAGAGCCAAGGGCACUGGCUACUAUGUGGUAUUUUCUCCAAAGGUGACCGAUGGCACUGAAUGUAGGCCAUACAGUAAUUCCGUCUGCGUCCGGGGGAAGUGUGUGAGAACUGGCUGUGACGGCAUCAUUGGCUCAAAGCUGCAGUAUGACAAGUGCGGAGUAUGUGGAGGAGACAAUUCCAGCUGUACAAAGAUUGUUGGAACCUUUAAUAAGAAAAGUAAGGGUUACACUGACGUGGUGAGGAUUCCUGAAGGGGCAACCCACAUAAAAGUUCGACAGUUCAAAGCCAAAGACCAGACUAGAUUCACUGCCUAUUUAGCCCUGAAAAAGAAAAACGGUGAGUACCUUAUCAAUGGAAAGUACAUGAUCUCCACUUCAGAGACUAUCAUUGACAUCAAUGGAACAGUCAUGAACUACAGCGGUUGGAGCCACAGGGAUGACUUCCUGCAUGGCAUGGGCUACUCUGCCACGAAGGAAAUUCUAAUAGUGCAGAUUCUUGCAACAGACCCCACUAAACCAUUAGAUGUCCGUUAUAGCUUUUUUGUUCCCAAGAAGUCCACUCCAAAAGUAAACUCUGUCACUAGUCAUGGCAGCAAUAAAGUGGGAUCACACACUUCGCAGCCACAGCCGCAGUGGGUCACGGGCCCAUGGCUCGCCUGCUCUAGGACCUGUGACACAGGUUGGCACACCAGGACGGUGCAGUGCCAGGAUGGAAACCGGAAGUUAGCGAAAGGAUGUCCUCUCUCCCAAAGGCCUUCUGCAUUUAAGCAAUGCUUGUUGAAGAAAUGUUAGCCUGUGGUUAUGAUCUUAUGCACAAAGAUAACUGGAGGAUUCAGCACCAAUGCAGUCAUGGUGAACAGGAAGUCUACCUAACGCACAGAAAGUCAUGCUUCAGUGACAUUGUCAACAGGAGUCCAAUUAUGGGCAGAAUCUGCUCUCUGUGACCAAAAGAGGAUGUGCACUGCUUCACGUGACAGUGGUGACCUUGCAAUAUAGAAAAACUUGGGAGUUACUGAACACCCCCUGGGCUUACAAGAAACACUGAUGAAUGUCAAAUCAGGGGACAUUUGAAGAUGGCAGAACUCUCUCCCCCUUGUCACCUACCUCUUACAGAAUGUCUUUAAUGGCAUCAUAAUCAUUUUCACCCAUAAUACACAGUAGCUUCUUUUUACUGUUUGUAAAUACAUUCUCCCUUGGUAUGUCACUUUAUAUCCCCUGGUUCUAUUAAAAUAUCCAUAUAUAUUUCUAUAAAAAAAGUGUUUGACCAAAGUAGGUCUGCAGCUAUUUCAACUUCCUUCCGUUUCCAGAAAGAGCUGUGGAUGUUUUACUGGAAAUUAAGAACUUGCUGCUGUUUUAAUAAGAUUUAGUAUAUUUUCUGACUACAGGAGAUAAAAUUUCAGUCAAAAAACCAUUUUGACAGCAAGUAUCUUCUGAGAAAUUUUGAAAAGUAAAUAGAUCUCAGUGUAUCUAGUCACUUAAAUACAUGCACGGGUUCAUUUACUUAAACCUUUGACCGCCUGUAUUUUUUUCAGGUAGCUAGCCAAAUUAAUGCAUAAUUUCAGAUGUAGAAGUAGGGUUUGCGUCUGUGUGUGAUCAGUACUUAAGAGUCUAAAAACUAGUUUCCUUGUGUUGGAAAUUUAAAAGGAAAAAAAUCGUAUUUCACUGUGUUCUCAAUUUGUAUUUUCACAAUUACUUUCUCUCUCCAGAGCUUUCAUCUGGUAUCUCACAAUGUAUGAUAUACAUACAAAACACACAGCAAGUUUUCUAUCAUGUCCAACACCUUCAACACUGGUACACCUCUUACCAGCAAGCCUUUAAAAUGCAUUUGUGUUUGCUUAUUUGUUUUGUUCAAGGGUUCAGUAAGACCUGCAAUGUUUUGUAUUUCUUGACUUAGUUUAUUAGAAACAUUAAAGAUCACUUGGUAGUUAGCCACAUUGAGAAGUGGUUAUCAUUGUUAAUGUGGUUAAUGCCAAAAAGUGGUUAAUAUUAAUAAGACUGUUUCCACACCAUAGGCAAUAAUUUCUUAAUUUAAAAAAUCUAAGUAAAUUCCUAUUGUACUAAAUAUUUUUCCCAACUGGAAAGCACUUGGUUGUACCCGUAAGUGUCUGAGUGAUGAAAUGUGAUGAUUCUCAGAAAGUUGUUGUUUUUGUUUCCAUAGCCUGUUUAGGUAGGUUGUGAGUUUGAAUAGUUAGACAUGGAAAUUAUUUUAUAAGCACACACCUAAAGAUAUCUUUUUAGAUGAUAAAAUGUACACCCCCCCAUCACCAACCUCACAACUUAGAAAAUCUAAGUUGUUUCAUUUCAUUGGGAUUUCUUUUGUUGUGAAACACUGCAAAGCCAAUUUUUCUUUAUAAAAAUUCAUAGUAAUCAUGCCAAAUGUGUCUAUUGUUAAAGAUUUGCAUGUGAAGAUCUUAGGGAGCCAUUGUUUGAGUUCUACAAGCUCAUGAGAGUUUAUUUUUAUUAUAAGAUAUUUUUAACAUAAAAGAAUUAUGUAACUGAUCACUAUGUCACAUCAUUUCAGUGGGCCAGGAAAAUAGAUGUCUCGCUGUUUUCAGUAUUUUCUUAAGAAAUUGCUUUUAAAACAAAUAAUUGUUUUACAAAACCAAUAAUCAUCCUUUGAAUUUUCAUAGACUGACUUUGCUUUCAAUGUAGAAUUUUUUUUUCUUAAUAAGUUAUCAGUUUGAGAAAUGAGGCCUGUACAAGGCUGAUAACCUAUAUUUGAUGCAGAUCACCCAAUGCCAAGGGCAGAAAGCAAUCCUAGUCAAAUAGGUGGGAAAAAAAGAUAAUAAUCCCAGUGUCAUUUGUCUGUGCAAAGAGAAUUAGGAGAGAGGCUAAUGUUACUUUUUUCCAUUUUGGAAAUAAUUUUAAUCAAGUAACUCAAAUGUGACAAAAUUUAUUUUUAUUUUUUGUGGUUAUAUUCCCAACAACAUUAAAAAAUACUUGAGGCAUAAAUGUAGUUGUCUCCUACUCUGCUUCUCUUACUAUACUCAUACAUUUUUAAUGUGGUUUAUCAAUGAUUCAUGUUUCCCUCAAAUAGUGAUCGUUUACACUUGUCAUGGAAACAAUCCCAGAGAGCUCAGAGCAAAUAAACCACUAUUCCAUGCUUUUAAGUAGUUUUCUCCACCUUUUUCUUAUGAGUCUCACUAGAUUGACUGAGGAAUGUAUGUCUAAAUUCCUAGAGAAGAUGAUAUGGACUGGAAGCUGGAAUUCAGAGAAAUGGAGUGUUCAAUAGAUACCAAGAAUUAUGAACAAAGGGAAAAUUCUAUACAACUCAAUCUAAGUCAGUCCACUUUGACUUCAUACUGUCCUUCCCCUUUCCAUUGUUGCAUCUUGAAUUUUUUAAAAUGUCUAGAAUUCAGGAUGCUAGGGGCUCCUUCUUUAAAAAAAAAAAAAGAAUUCAUCUGAAAACGCUCAGGUUUGUAAGAAUCUAAUCUCACUUACAUAACUAAGCACUCCAUAAUAAGUUUUAUUAAGUACAAAGGGAGCCAGAAAAAAAUGACAUUUAUUUCUUCUAGAUCAGAAAAAUUUAAAUUAAGCCCUGCCUUGCUGUUUAGAAAUAUAAGGGCAUUGUUAUAAUUUAUUCAAUAAAUUUAUCUUCCUUUGCCUUCCUGUGGAAACAGUUUUAUCCCACUAAACUAGGAAUUAGGGGAUAAAUCACAAACAAAAAAAAAGUUGCAGCACUGAAAAAAAGUAAUUUAUUAUUUUUGCAACUGGUAUGUGAAUUUGUGUGAUAAAAUUAUUUAUUCUUAUUUAACAAAAAUAUGUUCAAAUUUUUCUAUAUUUAAAAUGUUUUGCUGUUGUCCUACUUUUUAAUUUAUGCUUCAUGUUUAUGUAUAAAGUACACUUUUACACUUUGUGAGUUUACAUAAUAUACAGCACUGGUUGCUUUUGUAUUUUUUUACAGAAAGCUUUCUGUGUGAAGCAGGUGUGUAUGUAUAUAUUCCUCAUGUAUUCUUAUUCUGAUACUAUCAUUUUUCUUUCCAAGGAAAUUUUAAUCUGUCACGACUAAUAGUGUUCAUUACUUGUACCUAUGAUAAUAGGUCUUUUACAUCACAUUAACACUAAUUUUUCCAAGUCACAAAUAAGAAAAACACUUUUUCAAUGAAACAAGGUGCAAGUUUUAAAUUUGGGUACACAAAUAGCCUAGAAGCUUCCUACAGACGCUAAGACACAGCCAAUAAUCAGAACCUUUCACUUCAUCGAGAAACUUGGACAAGUCGAUAUUGAUGUAUUAGAUACUGAGGGAUACAAAUGAUAAUAAAACCAAAUGUUGUCUUUUUCUCCUUUAGAAACACCUCCUAAAAUUAAUAUCAUUUAGUCUCUAGUGUCUGUAGGAUUCUACAGAUGAGCACAAAUAGAUUGGGUUUGUAUAACAAAUGCUAAUAGUCAUAACUGUUUCUACAAAUAUGGGGUGUCCAUUAAGAGAAUGUGAUGUUUUCCUACUACUGUUGAAUCCCCUGGGGUGAUUAUAGGACUUGAAAUAGGCAGAGUCACCUCUGAUGACAUCAGCUUGCCUCCGUGAUUUCACAGUCUGAUCCUGGCAAUAAGACAAAGCACCCUUGGACACAUAGCCAAUCUCUGGUUGUGAUAUUUCCCCAUUGAUUCCUUCCUUGUUAACAAGGUCAUUGUAAUGGUUCAGGUGAGGACAGCAGCCAGAUUCAAAGUCUAGAACUUGUGCUGUUAGUUAGAGUUCACACUGUAAAAUAACAUUGAGUUUAAUAAUAAUCAAAUUUUUCUAGUAGUCUGUGGCAGAGUAUAUAAUCUCAUUGGCAUGAUUGGUGAAUAUUAUUAAUCUCUUUAUAAUGAAAUGAUGCUCUACAAAUACCUUAUAUUUGCUAACAUUUCAAAACUAUUAAAGAAAUGAAAUAGCCAUGUGUACAGAAAUGGUCAUCAAAAGCUUUAAUAGAACCAAAUUCAAGACAAUGUAUCAUUUAGACACACAGGAAAGGAACUUGUGUGUUUUCCCUAUUAUUUUUCUCAUUUCUCAACAAUCUAUAGUUUUAGAUUAUCAAACAGAUAAAUCAACUUAACUGGCCAGUACAUUGAAAAAAAUCUUGCUAAGAAUCCUUUGUUAGCAUAAUCUAUCGAGAUAAUUUCUCAAAUUAUAUUAUCAUGAUGCAUAUAAACUCUAUAAUGUAUAAUUGUGUUUCAUUUAUUUAAUGUAUGAGAACAUAUUGAAAUACAAAACCAUGCAUUAGCCAAAAAAUUGGGAUACAGGCGGUGUUCAGAUCAGCAAAACAUUCAAUCUGGUAAAUGCCUGCCUGGGGCCAUGGUAUCAUUCUCAAUGCAGGUUUUAUGGGAAAACUAAAAGAAUAUGUUGUUAGAUGAUGUUGGUUUUGAAAAAAAAUAAGACAUUAACAUACACAUUAGUUAGCCCAGUUAAUUGCAUUCUACUAAUAUAGUUGCACUUUAGCAAUAAUUUUGCUGUCUCUGGUCUUUAUUUUGUGGCUUCAACUAACUGGACCAUGUGGACUGUAAAGGUCAAAUGGAAAAAAACGAGCAGUGGCCCCUCAUCCUAUAAGGUACUGCUACAUCAGAGUGACCUAAAAGUCUAACACUGUGAGGAAAACUGUGAUUUGUAGGAAAAAAACAAAGAAACAAAAAACAGGGCAGUCUUUUUAAUUUUUUUUCCACUUUCCUUUGGCACAUCCAAUGAACAAUUCUAAUUUUUAUUGAGGUGCUAACAUCUUUCGUGACCAACUGUCAAAUGUGGUAUUUCUGAGUUACUAUUUUUCUGCAUGAUUUUACAGUUUGCAAGAAAGACCUCUAAGCUUUGUGUCACGGUAGGGCACAACUUGAUACUCAAAAUUUGAAAAAUAAGCACAUUCAAUGAUUGUUUUGACCAACAGUGGUCAGUGACAUAAACUGCAUGUGCAUCUGAGGACAUUUAAGGGGUCAUUAAAACUUGAGGAGCAUCAGGCCAGAGUAGCAGACUUUUAGAUGAGUCAUAUUUCAGCAUUCACUAAGUCCUCAGCAUUCCAUUCAAACUGUCGUGUAUAUUUGGCCUGAUUUUUUUUUCAAGCUUUGCAAUAGUUUAUAUUAUUAGUAAACACUCGGUGACUAUAUCUCAGCCUUUUCUUUAACAACUCACAAUAUAUUAGAAACACGUCUACCUAUACUGAGAGUAUAUUUACAAUGGAAGACCAUACUGUAUGUGACUUUGCAAAGCUAGACUUUUGAUUAAGAAAUAUAUAAUCUCUGGAUGGUAUUUUUGCAUUAUACACUCAGGUACAAAGUAAACAUUGAUGUUUCAUCUUGCUAAAAUUAGGAGUUGAAAAACACUACUUACGUAUUUGUAUGACCUAUUAGUCAGAGGAAAUCAUACAUAUGUUUUGUAAAUAGACUUUGCAGAUAACUAAAUAGACUGAAGAAAUAUGUUGCAUUUGAUAGAAGCAAUGGCAUAAAUAUUUGGUUUCUAUAUUAGAGUCUGUGAGUAAAGUCAAGUAAUAAACCUAAGUAGGUAUAACUGAGAUUUUUAAACCUUGAAACUUGCUUUGAUGGUAGAGAAAAUCAUUGAAGAUUUACAUACUGUAUAUAAGAUGUAAAAUGUAAGCUGCUUAUUACCCUCAAUUUUCCAGAAGCAAUGGUAUAUAAUGCAGUUGAAAAACCAAAAAUCUUGGAAAACUAAGACGGGUCUUGUUUAAAAUGUCUCUCAGCUUUGGCAACCUUCAAAUCUUAAUCAACUAUUUAAAGCAUUACUGUGUCUUGUAGCCUGCAUUCCACAACAGCUCUGUUAUUCAGGUAAAAGACUUGAACUGAGCCGUUUGGGGCCUAUACUGUAAUAUUUUCAUUGAGGAACAAUAUCCUAUUUUGUAAAGCACUUCCCUAUGUGUGACUUUAAACUGUAAAAUUAAACACUGCUUUUGUGGGUUCAGUGGGCAUAAUAAAUAUAAAUUGUAAACUAGGUUAAAGUAUGUACUGCAUAUAAUAUGUUUUAGAGUUGGAAACUAUUGUUCAUUUAUUUUUCAUUUUCUCAUAACAGUGGUAGCACCAAGCUGGGUCUCAGGGAAGUCCUAGGCUCUUUAUAAUUUCUAUCAUUGCUCACCCUCUUUGGCAUAGACAAUUAAUACUUUAUCUUAGUUAAAGUUCUAUGAAACUAUUGCUUCAAGUUCUUUUUACCAGACUAUCAACCCCUGAAGAUUGCAUACUAUUAAAGUUCUGGUGUUAAAUUAGAAACAGCAAGCAACAUAAUCUACCGCUUCAUUUUUAUUUUUUGUGUCUAAACUUAGUCCAGAUAUAAAGUUAAAGAGUUGAGAUAAUAAUGCAAGUAUAGAAAUUUAAAAAAACCUGAAAUUGACUAGCAAAAGUCUAUUUUAUAACAUUUAUAACAUUAAGCUUCCUAGGAGCAUUAAUUCUUUUUAAACCUGGAAUCAUUACUUUUUAGCGUACAUUUCAAACACUGAAUUUCCCUCUCAUAUCAAAUAAUAUUGUAGAAUGGCAGUACUUUAAAUUUUCUUCUUAGGAGGAUGUAUGCUUUUAAAGAAAUUAUUUAAAACAUCUAUAUUUUUUAAAAGAUGGUAUAAUAUAUACAUACACACUAGCUAUCAAAAUAUAGCUAAGAUUUGUUCAACAUCUCAUUGAGUUAGGCCCUGUGGUAAUCACCCCACAAACUUUCUACCACAAAUUUCUCUCCAUGCCUUUUGGCUCUUGUGAUACAAGUAUUAAGAUUCCAUGUUACAGAUAACAGUCACAAUAUAAUAGCCAUUAAUUAUUAGCUAUUCGGUUGGUGCAAAAGUGAAUCUGAGCGAGAGAUUGCAGGGUGGUUGAAGGAUUGACUGUGAGAGAUUAGAGAAAUGGACGGAAGUGUUUAUGCCUAAUGUGUAGGCCCCCUGAGUAAAAGCAAAAACGUUCCUAAAAUUCCAUUGAAAAUGGUAAGGAAACUAUGAAGAAUUAGGCAAGCAGUAAGGAUACAGUCAGGAGCUGAAGGUGGCAUGGAAGAUUGUUGUUUAAGGAAAGAGGAGAGAUAAUUUGAUUUAGAAAACUAAGAAAUUGCUGGUAAGAGUGUUUCAAAAAAGAGUUUGGUAUUUUACCUUACAAACUCCUUCACAGCUGGAAAUGAGUUGGGUCAGACAAGGUCAAAGGCAUAAAAGUGGUAAUGGGGAUAGCUUUUGGAUUAGGAGUAGAAUGAACAAAGGGGAUGCUUAGAAAUGGAACUCUAGAUGUUUGUGAAGUCCAAAUCAUCUCUCUUUCUCAGAUUCUGUUGGGUCUUUUCUGAUAUAUUAUUGAUAUAUCAUUGAUUGAUAUAUAUUGAUUAUCUGAUAUAUUAUCUGUUCAAUUAAAUUCAUGUUUUCCCACAAAAUAAAUGAUUAUAUGUCAUUAUGUAGACACAGGUGAGGGAGUGUAGUAAAAUAGCCCUGCUUUUUCUAGUUCCCUUCCAUGUCUAUCGCAUAAGGAGACACGAUGCCAGAAUGAUUAACCAUCUGGGGCAGUACCUAGCCCAAGACCUCACUCCAACGUACAUUCAUAAGAUUUUCUGUAAUAUAAAUUCUCCUUCUACUUCCAGCUACCUACAUUGCUUUGUCUCCCUACUAAGCCUCCAUUGGGAUUUGCUUUGAAUUGGAAUUACAGACUUCUUGUUGUUAUUUACUAUAAGAAGCAUCUAAAUCUUGGAAAGCAUGGAAAAAUAUUUUUUAAUCACUUAUAAGUAGACUGCUUCCAAAAGUAGUGGCUCAGCUAGUUUUAGAUUUCAAAAAGAGUAUUUUAUCUACAAAAAUUUGAGAAGCAUUAACUUCUUCAUCUUCCAAAUAUGUCUGGUACCUACUAGACAUUGUAAAGAGUCCACCUAGAUUGUUUCUUUACUGUCAAGCUCCUUUACCACCCCUCUGCCUGUUCAAAGAUGUUGCUUUGAACACUCAAAGGAAGUGCCUGACUAUGACCAGCUAUAGGAGUGUCAGACAGAAUAUUAGUAUAUAAGAACAAGCAAUAGAUGUCUCUUUUUUUAAGAUUAUGUUAAGACCAGCCAGUUCAUAGCUCCUACACUGCUACCACUUGAGUAGAAUCCUUCAAUCUUUUCUAUCCUGAACAACAGCAAAUGCCUCUUUAUGGGACUUCUUGCUGCCUUCAGCAGCUAGACUAAUAAUGAAAAACCUUAAGUGAGAUCAUUGAAAUCCUCUGCCAAAUAUUCUCCAACACCUUACUAACUCACUGAAAGUAAGAAACAAUCUUCUUUCCACAGGCUUCAAGGCCCCACAGGAUCUGAUACCACCGACCUGUCUGAUUUUCCCUCUUUUUCUCACCCCUUGGUUCACUCCCUAGCUACUUUGCCUCUCUGCUACUCUUUACGUCAUCAAGUUUAAGCCUUUUCCAGAAUCUUUUGCCUAAAACACUCUUCUCCAGAUAUAUACUGGCUCCCUGUCUUCCUUCAAGUCUCUACUUAAAUGUUAUCCCUCAGAGAGUCCAUCCCUGAGCCCCCUAAAUUAAAUAGACACAUUUCUCCUUCAUUUUUGUUCAUGUCACUUAUAAGUUCCUGAAAUUUCACCAUACCCUCAUUUGUGUAAGUCUGUUAUCCCUAUCAUAUAACCAGAUGUAGAAAUGUACAUACUUUGAGAGCAUACUAUUUUGUAUCAUUGCUGUAUUACCAGUUCCUAAGAAGGUACCUGGCAUAUAUUAAGAGUUCAAUAAGUACUUGUUGAAUAAAUGACUGAAUCAAUAAAUUGA